AUGAAGCCACCAGACCGUUCACAAUGUCCACCCAGACGCAAUGGCAAAGGAGAGGAAGAUGAAGAUACCCAGAAAUUUAAGCCUUGUCGACGUUAUGGGCUGUUUGCCGCUGACAGUGAUCCUAAUAAAUUGCAAAAGAGGCUCUCAGACGAAGAUGGAAAAUAUUUGGAUGGAUAUUACGCAUCUAUCUGCGAAUAUUCGGAGAUUUGCAAACAUUGUGGUGGUAGACCGGCACAUAUCGACACUGUUAUUAUUGCUGUAGAUGGAGCGUGUCGAGGCAAUGGUUCAUUGAAGCCAGAAGCCUCGUACGGAGUCUUCGUGAAGGAGAAAUCACUUCUCAACAUAUCUUCUCGCAUUCCGGAUAGCGAAGACGCACCUCCACCUACAAAUCAAAUUAUAGAAUUAUGGGCUGCUUAUUUUGGUAUCAAGACUGCGAUUCGCCUCAAGGAAAGCGUGGGAAAGAAACUGUCCUUGGUUGUUAUCAAGGCUGAUUCCGAAUACGUUGUAAAAGGCAUGACGGACUGGAUCGGCAAAUGGAAAAACAAUGGGUGGAAGACUGCUAAAGGGGGCCCAGUGACCAAUCGAGACAUGUUUGAGAUACUUCAAACAGCUGUUGAUUUUGCUGCCAGACGAGGUGUUAAGAUUGAGUUUUGGCACGUCAGAAGAGAGUUUAAUCAAGAGGCGGAUGAGCUAGCAAAUCUGGCUUUUGAUAACUCUUUUUCUGCAGAACUGAGAAAAACGUUGAUUUGA
Molecule: messenger RNA, 750 nt
Organism: Hymenoscyphus albidus
Lineage: Eukaryota; Fungi; Ascomycota; Leotiomycetes; Helotiales; Helotiaceae
Source: the annotation of a GenBank genome assembly